UACUGUGAUGGAUUAAUGCACAACUUCACCCUAACGACAGACUCCUCUGGUUAUAUGUUUGAGGAAACAACAGGAGCUUCUGCAGGUUCCUGCUCAGAACUUCCUCUCAUAGUUUCUGAACUGCGACAGAAAACUUCACGAGAAGUCCACAAAGCCACCAUGUCUCCGACCAUUCCUCCGAUUCUCUCCGUUCACCCCACCCGGGCUCUGGUCGAUGAGCCGUUCAAAGUGGUGGUGGAGAAUCUGCCCCCAGCAUCUCCAGUAACCCUUCACUCUCUCAUCUACUCUGAAGACAAGGACUACUGGGAGGCCUACGGACACUACACCAGUGAUCACAGAGGAAUAGUGUCAGCUGCAGAGGAUGUGAGUGUUGGGGGAACGUACACAGGAAAGGAACCCAUGGGGUUGUUGUGGAGUUUGCGUCCUGAGCCAGGCAGCCGCACAGGUCUCAGGUUUAGAAAGAGGAUCGUCACCAGCCCCAUUUUGGUCCAUGUCUCUGUGUACAGCGGACAUAUUACCCAGGGCUUCAGAGAGCAGUCACCUCUGGCCUCUGUGCUCACAGAGAGGUGGUACAUGGCUCCAGGGGUCCAGAGGAUCGAGGUCAAAGAGAGAGGAGUGCGAGGGACACUCUUCAUACCUCCAGGUCCUGGACCCUUCCCUGGGUUGUUGGAUAUGUGGGGAGGUGGAGGAGGGCUGUUGGAGUAUCGCUCGGCCUUGCUGGCGUCUCAUGGUUUUGCAUCUCUGGCGCUAGAGUAUUUCUCCCCGGGUGAGCUCCAGACAGCAGAUCUACAGUUACAAUAUUUUGAGUCAGCGUUUAACAUCGUCAAGGACCAUCCUCAAGUGAUCCCAGACAGAGUAGGAAUUAUUGGUCUUUCCCUUGGUGCACUUCUGGCUUUACAUAUAGCUGCUGAGAGCAAAAACAUCAAGCCUCACUGCAUCGUUUGCAUCAGUGGACACCACUUAUUUCCAUUUGGGGCAACAAUUGCUGCCGCCCAAAAAGACCAAGAAAAGGAGUUGAAGACACGUUACGAUGAGAACAACUACUACAUAUGGCGAGAUGUGCGUUUACCAAUCCCCAGUGACCCCGCAGAAAAAACUGACGUGAGGAAAAUUCAGUGUCCCAUGCUGCUGGUCAAUGGCGAUGAUGAUCAGAACACCCCGGCAGUGGAGGCGGCUGAGGACAUCGCCCAGAUGAUGCGUUCUCAAGGGAACCUGCACCUGCUCUCCACACUGACGUACCCCGACACGGGACACCUCAUCGAGCCGCCCUUCUCCCCUCACUUCAGAGCGACUAACUUUAUUAAACCUUUCAUAAAAGAGAAAGUGAUCGUUCUCUGGGGAGGAAAAACCAAAGCCCACUCAGACGCUCAGGAAGACUCCUGGAGGAAGAUCUUAGCUUUUCUACAGCAUCACCUGUACUCCAGCACGACUCCCAAAGCCAGGCUAUGAAUGAUAACAGAAAGAAGGAGUCUCAGCAUGGUGCAAUGCUGUCAUUUAACACUAUCAAGUUGCAUUUUGUAGCACAGGAUGUCAUACUUUGUUAUUAUAUUAAAUUAUCAGGUAAAGUUUUGGGUUUGGUCAAGUUAGACCUCUAUUUUGAUAAAGUUCUCAUUCCUAGAGAUCAAGUCUUUGCUUAGUUUAAUCAACAACUGAAACGUUUCUAUGAGCAAAUGUGAAAUUAAUGCAGUUUGAUGACGUCUGUUGAUCAAAUCAGAAAUAACACAGGAAUGUAACCAAUCAAUAUCUGCCUUUAAUCGUUCAAAUGAGGUACAUGAAGUGUUUACUUUCUACUCAUGCUCCACUGCAACUUAGAAAUAUUUCACAAAUUACUCCAACACUGAUUUGUGAAACCUAAACUGACUCAACAUGAGGAUUUUUGCACAGAAAUGACCAGCAGGUAAUAAAUUGGAUAAUUGUUUUUAGUAUUUUCUGAUGAAAAUGAUUGUAUUGUAUGAUUGUACAAUAUAGAAGAGUAGAUCUUUCUUAAGGUAAUUUCUUUGUUUAUUUUUUCUCAAAUUCAACUUUGUGUAAGCUUUUGGAGUAUUUAUGAAAUGUGGUAUUACUCUGGGAGUUGAACCAAGGACCAUAGCCUCUUAACAGCCCAUAGCCUUUAAAUAUACAGUACAUUUUUUAAGUCAAGUACAUUAUAACGCACAUCAAAGUGUUCUGUUACAAGAACAUAAUGGACUAGGCAGUGAUUAUUAUUUUUUUAUCACUUCUAAACAUUGUCAAGUGCCAAAGAAACAAAUAGGAGAUCGUAUUAAAGCAGUGUCAAGUGUCGAAAAGCGAUAGUUUAUCAAAAGAUAGCAUUUAAUAUUUCAACAACUUCUUUAGAGCUGUUGGUUCCAUCUUGUUUUCUUUACAUGUUAUUUUAUUAAAUAAUAAGCAAUUUAAAGAAAAAAUAUGACUACAUUUAUAUUUAGGUUCCUGAAGUCAGAAUUUAGAAAAUCUAAAUGUAGGCUUCUUUGGUAAAGUGAAAAAGUAUUUCAUGAUAAAAUUUAUUCCCAGAUUUAAGAUUGUUAAAGUAUUGUUUUGGUAUUUGUACCAGUUUGUACCAACAUUUAUCAUUAGUGGAUACAGCUACCUGACUUUAGCAAACUGGUAGCUAACCACCAAUGCUACAGCCUUCUUUGUAGAACUGAUGUCUUCUGAUGCUUUUAGCUGUCAUACAAAACAAAAAUAAUCAUCAAAGAUUUGCUGUUAAAAUUAAUUUUUUUACAAAAGCUAGCUAUUGUAGCUAACCAACAAGCAUUAGCAAGAUAGCAACAGUUUGCUAACGUACAAUUUUUGUUUUUGAUUGUAUGAUUAUGAGCAAAACAGGCUUUCAUUUCAUUCACUUAGGACACACAAGUUACAGAUACCUUGACUUUUAUUUGUUCAUCCUCUUGAGAUGUGGUUAUGGGGGUAAUGUUAUUUAUGUCUGAAAUUUUGUUCUCAUGUUGUUGACUCCUAAAAAGUCACACCUCUAAACACUAAACCAAGAAUGUACUGGAUACCACUCCAACAAGUUUCACAUGGGCUGUUAUGUGCUGAUUGUAUUUUAUUAACAUGUUUUUUUGUGAUAAAUGAACAUGUCUGUCUACCAAAUAUUGCAGGUCUGCAAAAAAUAUUGCAAUCACAGAUGUUAGAAAUGGAUCAAGAGUAUUUUUAGGUGUUAUAAUCUAUAUCAUUCAUUUUGUACAAUUAAAAUCACCUCAAUGGAA
Messenger RNA from Notolabrus celidotus (New Zealand spotty), 3203 nucleotides. Its product is annotated as peroxisomal succinyl-coenzyme A thioesterase-like. Gene Ontology annotation, molecular function: fatty acyl-CoA hydrolase activity. The transcript has 12 exons. Gene Ontology annotation, biological process: acyl-CoA metabolic process; fatty acid metabolic process. Lineage: Eukaryota; Metazoa; Chordata; Actinopteri; Labriformes; Labridae. The record is from RefSeq and is a predicted model, not a curated record. The coding region runs from base 16 to 1449 and encodes 477 amino acids.